Molecule: messenger RNA, 1745 nt
Organism: Nelumbo nucifera (sacred lotus)
Lineage: Eukaryota; Viridiplantae; Streptophyta; Magnoliopsida; Proteales; Nelumbonaceae
Source: RefSeq, a predicted model, not a curated record
AAGCGGAAGAGGGGAGAUGGGGGGAGGGGCAUUGACGAUAUAUAAACACAUAUACGAGGGCGAUUAAAAUAACUGCCUCCUGAUUUAUUAGUCUCCAGUUAUUUACUACUCUUCUCUAUACAUCGCUCAGUGUGUGUUUGUUGAGUUCUCUGCAGUAUUAUUAUUGCGUGUCGAACAAGUAGACAACUCCAGUGUCCUGCUGCUCUCACCGAAGAAGAAAUGGAGCUCGACGAUGCUAACAAUGGCGAGCAAGACCUAAGUCCAGAGCCAGACCUUCGGAGACCUAGCAAUGGCGACGCCUUCGAUACAGACCAGACGCAUCGUCUCACCGGUGAGAUUGACAGCACUUGCUCCACUCCUUACGUUAGCGCUCCCUCCAGUCCUGGACGCGGUCCCAAUGGCUACUUCUUCAGUGCUCCUGCCAGUCCAAUGCACUUCGUUCUAUCCUCUGCUCCUGCUUCUUCCUCUGCUUCUGCUUUCAUCUCUUCUUCGUCUGACCUCUCUGUUUCUGGUUCUUUUGAGUUCGAAUUCUCGGCAAGGUUUCCUUCCAACGCUUCUACCGCGUCUGGAUCUAUGAUUUCAGCUGAUGAGCUGUUCUUGAACGGUCAGAUCCGACCGAUGAAGCUGUCCAAUCACCUACAGAGGCCUCAGAUCUUAUCUCCAUUGUUGGAUCUUGAAGUCGAAGACGAGGACGAGGAAGCUAAGGGCUCCACAGAGUUAGAGUUCGAGAAACGCGACGAGUCAUUGAUGAGAGGGAGAGAUCUCAGGCUACGCAAUAGAUCACUGCACCGGCGGGCUAGAUCUCUGUCUCCGCUCAGAAAUACACAGUUUCAGUGGCAUGAAGAGGAAGAAUAUCACCAAGAGCGAGAGGCUAAUGAGCGUCAUCUAGACCUGGACGAUCCUGAGAGUAAACAGACGGAAACUCCUUCGACGGGAACCACGCCUUCGGUUUCUGCAUCUUCUUCUAGAUCUUCUUCUGGAAGGAGUUCCAAGAGGUGGGUCUUUCUGAAAGACUUUCUGUACAGAAGUAAAAGCGAAGGGAGAGGGAACAGUAAAGAUAAGUUCUGGUCCUCCAUCUCCUUCUCUCCUGCUAAAGAGAAGAAGCCUUCAUCAACGUCUCUCCCAUUCUCUUCCUCCAAGGAGAAGAAACCUUCAGCGGCACCCACAACGGCAGAUACUCAUAAGCCGAAGCGGCAACAAGUUCCCGCCAAGAAAACUACUGCGGCAAAACCCGCCAACGGGGUCGGGAAGCGCCGGAUUCCGCCCUCACCCCACGAGCUGCAUUAUACUGCAAACAGAGCUCAGGCGGAAGAGAUGAAGAAGAAAACUUUCUUGCCUUACAGGCAAGGACUAUUGGGAUGCCUAGGGUUUAGUUCCAAGAGCUACGGUGCCAUGAACGGAUUUGCUAGAAGUCUAAAUCCCGUCUCUUCCAGGUAGAUCUACAUCAGGGUUUGAACUUGAUGAAGAGGCUAGGAGAUUCUGUAUAGUUUCCCUUUUCUUUCUUAGGGAUUCCAUUAAUCACUGUAAUUUUUCUGGUUUUCUCUUUUGGUCAAAAGAUAGCUUGUUCAUCAACGGAUUUGCUUCCACAACUUAUGAGAUUGUGGGGUUUCAAGGCCCCCCAAUUUGCCUUGAAAGUAGGCGAAGCAAAUUAUAAAUUCCAUUCUCUUCACAAUCCGCCGUUGCCAUUUGUAUCUUUCAUUCAAAACAUAUAUAUGAAAUUCCAUUUUCUCCUGGAGUGGAGCUCA